Penicillium brasilianum is the source of this 705-nucleotide messenger RNA. Lineage: Eukaryota; Fungi; Ascomycota; Eurotiomycetes; Eurotiales; Aspergillaceae. The record is from the annotation of a GenBank genome assembly.
AUGGCAAGACUCCUCCAAGAGCGUCAAUUCCGACUGUGCUCGCCGAAAUACAGAGCCAAUGAUAUGUUGGCUGGUCACCCUCCAUCAGCUCAAUUUCUGUACUCAAUGGAUCCUCAAUGCCGAAACUACACAAGCUAUUGGGUGUACCCCGAUGACGCCGCAGACAUCAAAAUUCACCCUUUCUUCAGAGGUAUUCGAUGGAAUGAACUACAUAUGACUCGGCCACCAUAUAUCCCCAGAGUCAAAGACUGGGAAGAUACUCGUUAUUUCGACGACUGGAAAGGCAUCGACAAUCUCGAGCCGCAAGCAGAGGAAAGCGACUCGGAGGAAGAGUCUGAUGAGAACAUUGGCGCAAAGCCCCAGGCUGCCUCUACUGGGAAUAUGGUCGUGAAUUCUUCUGGCCAUCCACUUUUCGAACGGCCAGUGCGAGGAGGCGAUGCUAUUUUCCCUGUCCCAGCACCUGCGCAAGCUGUUGAUCCGAACUCGCCAACCCGAAAAACAGAGAAACAGAAAGAAAGAAAACGACCGCGAGACAAAAUUCUGCGUGAUAGAAAGGUCGGCAAGACAGCUUUGGAGAUCCGCAAGAGAGGUGCCUUCUUGGGAUAUACAUACCGACGACCGAAGGGUCCGGCCAUGGCCCUGAGAACCGAACGAGGGCGACAGCCAUUCGCCAGGGGAGCACUCGCAGAUCUCUAUGUUCCAUGA